Molecule: messenger RNA, 2740 nt
Organism: Trichoderma harzianum CBS 226.95
Lineage: Eukaryota; Fungi; Ascomycota; Sordariomycetes; Hypocreales; Hypocreaceae
Exons: 2
Coding region: 167-2332 (721 amino acids)
Biological process (GO): regulation of transcription by RNA polymerase II
Cellular component (GO): chromatin
Molecular function (GO): RNA polymerase II cis-regulatory region sequence-specific DNA binding; DNA-binding transcription factor activity, RNA polymerase II-specific
Source: RefSeq, a predicted model, not a curated record
UCAGACUGUGAUUCGCACCGCUGUACGCGUCCUGCCGCUGUGAUAGGACCGCCCCCCCAGCUCCUUGCAUCUCUGCCGCCCAGUGCACAGCCUCCCCGCUGCAGCACGGAAGGCUGACUGUGGAAUCUGCCUCGCACGACGUACAGACCAGCACUCGGCAGCCAUCAUGAGCAGCGAACCCCAGCGUGGAAGGUCACCGUCCGCCGGUGGCUUUCAGCCUGAUAUAAACCAAUCUCACUCGCCGGCACGGAGCCCGUUCGCACCCACAAGCGAGCAGCCAUCCAUUGGUCUUGGUCUUGGGAUCGGAGUCGACCUGGAUCCAUCGCAACAACAGCAGCAGCGACAACCACCUCAGCAGCAACAGCAACAGCAACAUCGAGCAUUUACAACAUCUUUGCAUCCCAACUUCGACUCAUUCAACGCAAACGGCUUCCUCGGUGCACAAGCCAACGCUGCCGACCCGAAUACCGGCUUUGACCCCAGCGCGAGCUUCGGACAGCAGCCGGCCACCGGCCCCGACUCCACCCUGUCUUUGAACGCCCAGGCGCAACAAAACUACCUCUCGCCAAACCUGCACGACGGUGAUUUCUCUCUCUUCCCAUCGGCCGCUGAGCAAGGCGAUCAGUACAACGCCCCCCUCUUUGAGCAGCCGCCCCUUGGCGACCUCAAUGCCAUGACCUCUCCGCAUUCGCAUCAGUCUCCGACCCCUCCACGGCUCUACCCGUCCGAAAGUCUCCAGUCGCCCCCCUUCAACCAACAUCAAUUCUCGUCGCCGCCGUCAACCCAUUCGAGGAAUGCUUCUUUAGGGCCUGAGGCCGCGCUUCUUCCCAAUCAGCUCGGCGACUGGACCCAACCGCAAUUCCAAGGCCAUAGGAGAACUCCCUCGGAAUACUCUGACGUCUCCUCCGUGGCUCCUUCUCCUCAUAUGAUUAGUUCCGAUACGUUUGACGCCGACCCAUCGGGCCACUCUCCUCUGCAGAGACCUGCGGACAGCCUCUACCAAGAAGUGCUCGGUAUUGGGUCUUUCAGCUUGGCUGACCCAAGCAGUCCUGGCUAUCACGGCCGAAGCCCCUCGCACAGCCCAGCCAUCAGCCCUCGCAUAAUGCCACAGCAGAUGCCGGAUACUAUGCAACCUUCUUUCAACUUGAUCCCGCCAAACUCCGGGUAUGAGAACGUCUCUGGAUACCCAGACCUACAACCCAACCAUGAGACUUUCCCGCCUCUGCAGGGCGGUAUGGGCGCCGAUAUGCAUCAAAUGCAACCACCGGCCAUCAACAUUGACUUUGCGCCGACUACGAAUUCAAGACAAGGCAGUUUCGAGCCGCCCAAGUCGCAGAUGGAUCAGGAUUCACUAACACCUCCAGAAAGAGGUCGACCCAAGUCUCGCCCGAGGGCGGUUACGGAUCCGUUCCAUCCCGGCAGCGGAAUCCUCCCCCCUGGCAAUUUGGGACCCUCUCUCGGAGUUGAUCUUGCAACCCGCUCCGAUACAUCAUCUCGAUCUUUAUCCCCUCUAGAUCGGCAAUCGGUCGGCUCGUCGGCCUCACGAAGGCGGCAAUCGACUUCCUCAGUGCCCAAUAACGUGAUCGCUUUGCGCCUGGCGGAUCCCGAAUAUCAGAAUAGCCAGGAUGCCGGGACCAGCAAGCGCAUGCAGAAACACCCGGCAACUUUCCAGUGUACUCUAUGUCCUAAACGCUUCACUCGGGCAUAUAAUCUGCGGUCUCACUUGCGCACUCAUACCGAUGAGCGACCAUUCGUUUGUACUGUCUGCGGCAAGGCGUUUGCUCGACAGCAUGACAGAAAGCGACACGAAAGUCUACAUUCCGGAGAGAAGAAAUUUGUUUGCAAGGGUGAUCUGAAAACCGGUGGCCAGUGGGGCUGUGGUCGACGAUUUGCACGAGCUGAUGCCUUGGGAAGACAUUUCCGUUCUGAAGCAGGAAGAAUAUGCAUCAAACCUCUCCUGGACGAGGAAAUGAUAGAAAGGCAACGCCAGUGGCAGGAACAGCGGAUGCAGCAGAACAUGGCACAGAACAUGGCCAACCCGCAGGUUAUGGGCAUGGAUGCUAGCCCUGCUUAUCCCAUGGAUUCCAGCGGCAACUAUGGCCUCCCACAGGCUCUCUUGGCUCAAUAUCCCGCCCUGGCGCAGAUGAAUUGGUCGACCGACAUGGGAGGUGGGCUGGAUGACGAGCUCAGUGGUAGAUCCUCAUUCGAUGCCAGUGACUACGAUGACGGCGACGAUGGUGGAUACAUGAGUAGUUCUGGAGCCAGAUACCCAGAAGAGGGCAUGGGCCAGAAUUACGCCGACAUGAGUUACACUGGAGAGUAUGGGCGCUGAUGGACGAGCAACCCUUUGAUUCCAUUCUUCUUCUUCUUCUUCUGUUACAUGUUUUCUCCUCCCCAUUAUCACUACCCUUUCCCUCCAUCUGUGUUCUUCCCCCCCCUUUUACGGUUUCUUACCACGACGAUGGGUGUUUAAUUAUCGGACUGCCCCCGAACCCCAACUCGGGGAGGCGAGCUUGGUUAUAUAGCGUGGAACGGGUGGCAUUUGAAUUCUGAUAUGUGUGAUUUAUUUUCUUCUUUUUCAUUUUGGAAAACAAAAUUUGAGAUGGCUCGGGUUAUUAGAUGGCACGUCGCAUAGAUACCACCCCUUGAAGCUUAUUGUCACUCCGACUUUCCGCGACAUCACUUUGUGAUGCUGUUGAUGGGACUUGUGUCCUACCGGAUAAAGCCUUGUUCAUUUGUA